CUCCAAUAAUUCAGUACUCUCUGAAACCCGAGAAUAAUAAGAUGUUCAAGACAAUCGUUCUAUUAUCCUGCCUGGCAACCGUUGCCAUGGUAACUUCUACAAAACUACGCACCGAGGAUCAUACCAGGUUAACUGGAGAGCAAAGGGCCGCAUUAGAUGAGCUGAUGAGAAGAGUUCUGCCCAAAAUUAAGGAGGACUGGGUCAAGGAUGAGUUGUACAUUUUGAAAUUUCUUCGAGCCAAAAAUUUUAAUGUAGACGAUGCCGAGCUAUAUUUUCUUGCGCAUCUCUCAUGGCGCGACGAUAACAGAAUGAGAUCCAUUUUAACCGAGGACUUUUCCGAUAUGAAGAAAGAUUAUCCCUACAAGUUGGACGGUUAUGACAAACAAGGGCGACCACUUUUGAUCACGGACUUUGGCGAGUGGGACUUGGACCGUGCGGCUGAGCGUGGUGAGAUUGACCGGGUUCUCCGCUACUAUGACCGCAUGUUGGAAGAAGCGGAACAAAAAGUGCUCGAUUUGCAACAUCAGGGAAAAAAUAUUACUCAAUUCACCUGGCUCAUGAAUCAAGAUAACAAAGCUACCGUUAGUUUUGCAAUCGCCCGGUGUUACUGGCAUUCCGCUAACACUUAUGAGAAACAACAUCCCGGCGCCAGUUCCAGAGUCGUGUUUAUAAAUUCUCCGUCUCUCUUUUCCCCGGCCAUGUCUGCCAUGCGUCCCUUAUUGUCGCAAGAAACGAACGACAUCUUUGACAACUACGGAGAUGAGAAGGAGUGGAAACCCAUCCUCUUGGAUUUGGUCGACCCAGAACAACUGCCCCCUUCCUACGGGGGAACGAAGGGAGGCAAACCCAAAGUUCUCGUGGGAACGUUUCAAGGAGACAUGAAUAAACCGGGGACUUGGUCCUGGCCGAAGCUUUUCGGAUUUAGACAGUGAUCCGAUUUCUUACGUUAAAUACUUGUUAAUCGAAAAAUAUUGAUUAAAAAAAAAUAUUGCUAUUAUUUAAAAAUA
Folsomia candida is the source of this 1007-nucleotide messenger RNA. RefSeq names its product SEC14-like protein 2. Gene Ontology annotation, cellular component: cytoplasm. The coding region runs from base 42 to 932 and encodes 296 amino acids. Lineage: Eukaryota; Metazoa; Arthropoda; Collembola; Entomobryomorpha; Isotomidae. The transcript has 7 exons. The record is from RefSeq and is a predicted model, not a curated record.